Molecule: messenger RNA, 738 nt
Organism: Microthlaspi erraticum
Lineage: Eukaryota; Viridiplantae; Streptophyta; Magnoliopsida; Brassicales; Brassicaceae
Source: the annotation of a GenBank genome assembly
AUGUUCCAUGGAUUGCCAAGUGAAGACCCCAUUGACCACCUUGAUGAGUUUGAUAGGCUUUGUGAUUUGACAAAGAUCAAUGGUGUCUCUGAAGAUGCCAUCAAGCUGAGACUCUUUCCUAUGUCUCUAGCUGACAAAGCUCACCAAUGGGAGAAGAGCUUGCCCCAUGGCACAAUCACCACUUGGGAUGAAUGCAAGAAGGCCUUUCUUGCUAAUUUUUCUCCACCGAUUGAGAAUCUCAACACAAGGGUUUACUCUCUGGAGAAUCAUGCUUCUUCUGUUGCUGCUGCUACAAAGCAAGGACAACUACCUGGUAAAGCUAUUCAGAACCCCAAGGAACAGUGCAAGGUCAUCUUCACUCAAGAAGGACUUGUUGAAGAAGAGGAUCAAGAAAGGGUCAUUGAAGAUUUUUGUUUACUGCUGAAUGAUGAAGAGAUUGUUGCUGCUGAGGCUCCUGGAGUCCAGAUUGAUCAACCAGAAGUGCAGGCACCUACUGUGGCCAUUCACACUUCACCAGUUGAGCUCGCACGACAAGCUCGAUCGGCAGCUCGAUCGAGUCCAACUCUAGCUCGAUCGAGUCCGACCUCUUCUGUCCGACAACCUGUUUUGCUUGAUCCUUAUCAACCGGUUGCCGCUUCCUCGUCUCGCCUACUUAGUCAAGGUCACAAGGAAGUGAUUCACAAGUUCAGAAGAGAUCUCAGUGGGAUUGGAAUUGAGUUGCCUCUAUGGAUAGCAUGA